Achroia grisella is the source of this 1167-nucleotide messenger RNA. Its product is annotated as lysosome-associated membrane glycoprotein 1. Bases 165 to 1049 code for a protein of 294 amino acids. Gene Ontology annotation, cellular component: membrane. NCBI's taxonomy places the organism in Eukaryota, Metazoa, Arthropoda, Insecta, Lepidoptera, Pyralidae. The record is from RefSeq and is a predicted model, not a curated record. The transcript has 6 exons.
CAAAAAUAAGUAGACACUCCGAUUCACAUUUCAAAAGACUAGAUGGUGGUAACUCAUAGCCAAAUUACACGGUGAUUUAUAUAAAAGAUCGUAUACAUACAGUUUUUAUUGUAUAUGACUAUAAUUAUUAGUGUUAAGUCCCCCUUAUUUAGGGAGAUCGCAAAAUGGUUUAUUACAGAAUGCAGAAAAACCUGUUCACAAUGUUAGACGGUGCUACGUUGACGAUGCUGAAACUGCUGUGUUUAUUGCUCGUGAUAUGUUCAGUACAAAGCCUUCAGUUGGACAGUCAGGCGUCGACGCGGAGGCCGAGGGUUACGAAGUACAGCAAAACAACCACUGCGCCUGGUGGCACCACGGAGCCGGCUACCGAGAGGAGUUUGAUGACGGCGACGUACCGCCUCCAGACGGCAGAUGAGACCUGCAUACUGCUGACGGUGGAUGCGCUACUCGACAUCUCCUACGUCACCAAGCUUAAUGAACGAGCCGACGCAAACACUUUUGUGCCGAACAAUGCUAAUGUGGGCGGCAGAUGCAAGGAAGGUGAUGCUGAGACGUUGGUACUAUCCUUCAAGGAGUUCUCAUUACAAUUCGCAUUUGCCAAGACGCCUGGCGGUGAACGUUGGUACGUGGAAAACAUCAAGUUGAGUUACAACUCCAGCGCACGUAUCCUGGAGCAUGCGGCGAAGCAGGGCCGGAGGGUGACCCUAACAACCGAUGCGAGGUCCCUACUGUUCCCCACGCCUGUUGGCAAAUCCUACAGUUGUCCGGACGAGACAGUAGUAGAACUAGCUGAAGAAGAUGCCAACGCUAACUCCGGUCAUCGUGCGAAACUCUACCUCCGUCAAAUGCGUCUCCAGGCGUUCAUGUACAAACGUAACGGCGAGUUCGGCCCGGUCUGGCACUGUUCCGACUCAGCACGAGCCCGGUCCGAAGCUGCUCCGGUUGCAGUUGGAGCAGCAUUAGCCAUAGCCACAGCUGGCACCCUGGUAGGGUACGCUAUAUGGCGCUACUUGAAGGUCAAAAAGGUACAAUACGAUACGAUGGAAUGAGGCCGGAACUAAGUAGGGUUGUUGUGUUUUGUAUGAAGCUGUGUAUACUAGGCGAUGAUUGUUGAAAUUAAAUUACAGGGUACGGAAGCAUGAUCUUCUUCUUCAGCAUGGGGUAGCC